Silurus meridionalis is the source of this 2485-nucleotide messenger RNA. RefSeq names its product zinc-binding protein A33. Gene Ontology annotation, molecular function: protein binding; zinc ion binding. The record is from RefSeq and is a predicted model, not a curated record. NCBI's taxonomy places the organism in Eukaryota, Metazoa, Chordata, Actinopteri, Siluriformes, Siluridae. The transcript is spliced from 6 exons. The coding region runs from base 112 to 1824 and encodes 570 amino acids.
UUUAAACAUUGCUCAAUAAUUCAUCCUGUCUGAAAUCACUUGUCAUGCUGCAGACUAAUAUCACUUUACACUGAGAUGCCAAAAGGUAAACAGUAAUACACACAGAGGGAGAUGUUCGUCAUAUUACUCAGCAGUUGGUGCCUAAUAAACUUUCUUCUGUGUCUGUUUUCAUCUGGUCUAUUUCAAAACACACACACACACACACAUACACACACACACACACACAUUGCAGAAGGCACUUUCCAAAAUAACAACAUUAUAAAUAGCCAGUUGACUAGCCAAAGGUGGAUUUCCACGAGCAGAGAGAGCACAGCAUACACUGAACAAACAAGAGGAAAGAACGUAGAACACCUUUUAGGAAAACAACAAAUUAAUAUGGCAUCUGAUCGUCCUUCUUUACCUCCAGGUGACCCUGUUUGCCCAGGGUGUCAGGCCGAGGGGUCACUCCUGCUCCCCUGUGGACACAGCUUAUGUCAGUCUUGCUUACAAUUGUUCCAGCUCGAGCUUGGACAUGAGCAGCAAAGAUGCACUGAGUGUUAUGGACGAGAGCUGCUUGACAACGUCCUCAAGGGCCUAUUCGACUCCAUAUUUCAAGGUCAGCCUCGACGGGACAGGACCCAAGCCGAAAUGGGACUAGGUUUCUUUGGAGAAGACAAUGCCAUGGCUGAAGGUGGUAAGGUGUGUACUAGGCAUGGUGACACCCUGACUCUGUUCUGCAUGGAGGAUGAAAAGCUUAUCUGUGAUCAGUGCCAGGGAGAAGAUCAUGAGGGUCAUGAGUGUAAUGGUACAGAGGAGGCAGCUCAGGAGUGCAAGAGGGAGCUGAGGUUUGCAUUGAAGCCCUUGCAGGAGAAGCUGGAGAACUUAAACACAGCCAAACAAAUCUGCCAGGAGACAGCAGACCACAUCAGGAGGCAGUCACAGCAUACAAUGCAGCUAAUAAAGGCUGACUUCGAGAAGCUGCAGCAGUUCCUUCAGGACGAGGAGGCAUCCAUGCUCGCAGCUCUGAAAGAGGACGAGGAGAAGAAGAGUCACAAAAUGAAGGACAAGAUAGACAGGCUAACACAGGAGAUUGCAUCUUUGAUUGAAACCAUUAACUCCACCGAAGAGGCCAUCGCUUCUGAAGACUUUGAAUUUUUAAAGAACUAUAAGAAAGCCUCUGAAUGUUACAGAGUGGAAUGCACACCGCCGGACCUUAAGGAGAUGAACGGCUGUCUGAUCGAUGUGGCCAAACAUCUGAGCUGCCUCAAAUUUAAAGUCUGGGAAAAAAUGCAGACCAUCACCUUCUACACUCCAGUGACCCUUGACCCCAACACAGCAGAUGUGUGCCUUUCUCUAUCUGAUGACCUGACUGUCCUGCGCUACACAGAUGAAGAGCAGCAGGCUCCUGAUAACCCAGAGCGCUUCUGUUACUACGAGUGUGUGCUGGGCUCCGAGGCCUUAGGGACAGGCCGCCACAGCUGGGAUGUAGAGGUAGGAGACAGCACCGAAUGGGCACUCGGGGUAGUGUACGAGAGCGUGCAACGUAAGGAGUGGUUCCCACCCAGUCCUGACCACGGCAUGUGGACCAUGUGCCUACACGGAGGUCACUAUCGUGCACCGAACUCCAUCAGUGAGCCGAUCACACUUAAGAGGAAACCACAAAAAGUGCGAGUGCAGUUGGACUGGGAUGUGGGCAGGGUCAUGUUUUCAGAUGCUGCAGAUAACACACUAAUCUACAAGUUUAAAGCAAAUUUUACUGAAAAACUCUAUCCGUAUUUCUCAACGACGUGUAAACGACAUCCCUUGCGCAUUCUUGCUGAGAAAGUGUCAGUGUACACAGAAUAGACCAGACUGAAAAUGUUCAAGGAAUAAAAUAAAGCCAGAAUUAUUUUGAAUCAGGAUUGUAAUGAACAUUUUUAAGGAAUGGUUGUUCUAAAAUUUAGCCACAUUUUUACAGCAAGAUAAAACUGUAUUUCUACAUUGAUUUUAAUCAUAUUCUAAAUGCUUAAUAGUGCUCCUCAAACACAAUUUAUCUGUUCAAAUAAUGCAGAACUUUAACUUCCGGUGCACCUGAAUAUUAUUUUGCGACCAUCCUUUUAUAAAAAAAUGAAAUUUUUUUUAAAAAUAAACCAAUUAAUAAAUAAAUACAUAAAGUGAAAAACACUUUUUUCUUUACUACUGUAGAAGUAAACAGUAUUGUAAUGAGCUAUGAUAAUCAUGAUAAAUUAACUUAUGAUACACUUUUCAGAGACACUCAUUACAACUUUUGUUAUGAAUGAAGUUAUGAGGUUAUUACUAUUAAUAUUAUUAUUGGCAAGUUUAGAUAGUGGAAUUAAGUGUAUAAACCUUAUACAUAAGAAAUAUCCUUACUAAUAUUUAUGUGAUAAGAUUGCACUUUAAAACAUGUUGAAAAGAUCCCCUGAAAACUAAAGAUUACACAUUACAUUUGAGAGCGAUACAUUUAGACUUUUCAACAUAGAUACUAUCUAUAUACAUGUCCACUAUA